Molecule: messenger RNA, 4302 nt
Organism: Tetrahymena thermophila SB210
Lineage: Eukaryota; Ciliophora; Oligohymenophorea; Hymenostomatida; Tetrahymenidae
Product: guanylyl cyclase, ATPase
Exons: 2
Molecular function (GO): metal ion binding
Source: RefSeq, a predicted model, not a curated record
UAAAAUAAAAAUUAUGGAAAAACAAUAAAAAUUCAAUACUAUUUGCAGAAAUAUUACAGAAUAAAAUUUUUGCUAAUUUGGAAAUAGUUGCCGCUAUUUGCAUCCAGGAGAUGUGACAACUAAGGUAUUCAUUGAAAAGGUUGAUAAGAAAAGUAAAUCAAAGAGCAAAAAUUCUGCUAAGGAUGUGUCAGAAAAUAACUAAAAAUAGAAUUUCUUUAAGUCUACUUCUUCUUAAUUACCUAAAGAUAACUCUACCAAAUAAACUAAAUGUGUAUAAGAUUACUCUACCUAAGCAUCGAUGGUGACUAAAACUCCUGAAUCUGCAAAAAAUACUCCUGCCAUUACUUAUAAAUUAAAUUCCAUGAAUGAUGGUGAAUCUCUUAAGGAUGCUUUGAAAAAUGAGAAAGGAUGGAGAAACAAAAUAAAAUCUUAAGCUAAAAAAAUUACUUUUGAAGAAAUACCUGAAUAUGCAUAGACUGUUCUGAAUCCAAUCUCAUCCUCUAUUGUUACUUAAGAAAAGCAAAAUUGUUCUAUUUUAAUGUCAGAGCAAGCUUAAAAAUACGAUCAUUAAAUAAACUUGAGAGGACAAGAUAUUUAUUUAGAGAAAAGCGAAAAUAACUCAAAAAAUUAAAUCUAAUAAGGCAGUGAGGCGAAAUUAAGACAAGUUAAUUAUAAAAAAUAACUGGAGAGGUAGUUGGAAGGUUAAUUUAUUAGCAUAGAAAAUGUAAAUUAAGAUUUAACUUUGAUUACAAAAGACAAGCAGGUAAUUCUUUAUGAUUAACUAAUCCCUUUAAUUGAAGAAGACAUAGAACUUACAGAAAAAUUUUAAAUUCAUUCAGUUAUAAAAUUAACUCAUUUAGAUGAUAUUAUUAAGUUGUUUUAUGACCCUUAAAGUAGCUAGCUUUACAUUUUGUAAUUAAAUUAAUUACAGAAAAAGAUGAAGUUUUAUAUUAUUGAAGAAGUUUAUUAAUACUUAACUCAUUACAGCAAAGACUUUAAUUUGUUCUUUAUCAUUGUUGUCAAUAUUGACAAAGAGAAUAUAGGAUUUUUCCCUCUUCCAGAGAAGAGAGAGUGCUAAUACUUAGAGCCAAUUAUAGUAAAGAAUUAUAAUGAAACAAUUAUAAACUUUUAGAAGACAGAGCAGACUUUAAACAUAAAUUUAUAUAAGGGAGUUAUUAUUGAAGAAUUUUAACUUAUCAGUUAGGAAAUAUUCUAAGAAAUGAGAGCUUAAAAUGGGCAAAGUAAAGAAUUUAAUGAAAAUUUACAAGAUAUGAUUAUCGUCGAAUAAAUUAUUCCUUAAGCAAAAUAAAGUAAAAAAAAGAUGAUUCUUAGCGAUAGUGAAAGUGAAAAUGAAAAUGAUUUAGAGAUGUCAAGAUAUUUUUAGAAUAAGUCUAGUUAAAAUCUUUUAAAGUAUUUAUCUUAAAGUUCUACUAUUUAAUAAGAUUCUGAAUAAAACAAUAAAAAUAGCAUUUUAAAUCAAAGCAGCAUUCUAUUUGAUUCAGGUAGUAAAGUCGAAAAAAAAUCAUUGGAAAGUGUAAACAAAAUAAAUAGUUUGCAAUCUACUGAAGCAAGUGAUAUUUUUUCGUCACCACAGACAGUUUCUCCAAAAAAUGAAAACACGUUAGAAUCUUAACCAAAAAUUGCUAAUAAUAAAGAUAAAUAGCAGCUUGAUUAAAAAGAAUAACUUUAGAAAAAUUCUAAGCCUUCCACGUCUGAUAGAAAUAACUCUAAUUCAAAAAACAAAAAUAAAAGCAAUAGGAGUAAAACAUAACCUCAUAGUAAAAAAUCAUCAACCGAUAACAAAUAAUAAAAAUAAGAUGAAAUAAAAUAGCAGAAAGUAGAAUAAACUAAAUAAAAUAAAGAAAGUUAAAAUAAAAAUUUAAAAUGUUAGAAAAACCCCAAAAAAUAAUCUUAAUCUUUAAAUAGAUCAAAGGAAGUAUCGAAUAGUGUGGAAAAAAAGAAGACACAUGAAAAAUUAAAUUAAGUUAAUAACAAAAUUAAUGAAAGCAGCUAAAAAGUAAAUGAAAUCAUUGGGUAAUAAUAAAAAAGUAAAGUAUUAAUGAAUAUUGAGGAAGAUGAUUUGUUUCCUGAUGAAAAUAACCUAUAAUUAGAAUAAUCACCUGAACUUAAAAAUAACAAACAAAUUUAAAAAAAUUCUAAAAAAAAUGAGGAAAAUAAGAAUCAAUCUGAAUAAAAAAUACCUUAAAUGAGCUCUUAAAAAAAGACAUAAAAAUCUAACAAGCUAUCUCGUACUUUAAGCAAAAUAAAUGAUAAUUAAAAUUUAGUUAUUGAUGAUUCUAGUAAGGAAAUUAUUUAAAUUUCGAUUAGUUCUUCUCAGUCUUUGAGUUUGGUAGAAAAUGCAAAUGUUAGCGAAUAAUUUAAAAGAAAGAAAUAGGUUGAAAAUAAAAAAUAAACUUAAAAUGUAGAUGAAGAAUUUGAUAUUGAAAAUAACUUAUUCUGUGAUACUUAGUAGAAUAAAAAUAGUUAAUUGAAGGAAUUAAAAAAAGAUAAAGACUUUAUAAAAACCUCAAAAACUAAUAAAAUAGUUAGUAAAAUUAAAUAAAAAAUAGAUAAUUGUAUUGCCUAGUCAGAAUUUCAAAUGUAAGAAAAUAAGAAAAAUAACUAACAAACUUGCAUUUAAUCAGAUUUUGAAAAAUUAAAAAAUUAAGAAAAACACUCUCAAAUAAUAAAUCCAGAGAUUCGCAAGUAGAAAGGCUAAGAUUAAAAUUCUCAAACAAAAGAAGUAAAGUAGAAUUAAAAAAAUUAAGAAGACCUUAACCAACAAAAAGAGUAGCAGAAGGAAUAAGUUGAGAAAGAUGACCAAGAGUUAUCGGAUCAGAAGUAAUAUGAGUUUGAAAUAGAAAGCAAACAAAGCUAAUUUUCUUUAUAAUAAAAAUGUAAUAAACCAAAAUCCGAGUAAAAUUUUAAUAAAAAUUAGUCAAAUGUGAUUCUAAAUCAAAGUGAGUAAGUGAGCUCUAAAUUAGAAAAUACUCAAUGCUCAAUAAAAAAUGAAUAGUAGUCAUACAAUAACUUUACAACUGCUUAAAAUAGUAGUGAAAAAAGUAAUAAUUUAAAGGACAAUAUUAUUACUAUAAGAUCUGAUAUUAUUUUAAAUAAGAAGAAAUUACAGCUUGUAAAGUAUCUUAAAAAAGAAGAUAUUGUGGAAAACUUUAAAAAAAUGCAAAUUAAAACAAAUUAAAAUAUUUUAUCUGAAAGCAAUUGUGAUUAAAGUCAAGAAGAAAAAUCAAAUGUAACUACUAAUCAAGCUAAUAUAGAAAAAAAAAAAAAUCCUAUCAUUAUACAUAAAAGUAAUUACGAGGGAUAAAAAAACAGUGAUAAUAAAUAAAUUAUUUUGGAUUAAAAAAUUAUUAACUAAUAACCAAUAAAAUUAAAAAAAGAUGAGCCAGCAUUUGUUGUUGUUGCUGCUGCUAGUUCUGAAGUGAAAUAAAAUAUAAAAAAAAAGAAAAUAAUAAAUAUGAACAAAAUUAAGAGAGAAGAAUUAAAUAAUGACUACUACGAUGACUUAAACUCAAGCAACACUUGCAAAUAUGUAAAAAAAUCAUUUGAAGAGCCUAAAAAUGUAGAUGUAAACUUACCUUAUUAAAUCCUCUCAGAAGAAGAUUUUAAUUAUAAUAAUUAAAGAAUUAAGUAAUAUCCUCCAACAAGAGUUACUAGCAUGGUUGGUGAUAUUGAAGAAAUAAUCAUAACUGAUGAUGAAGCCUAUCUAGAAGAUGAUAUUGAAGAAACAAUAUUGAAUGAAGAACCAAAAAAAAUGUAUAAUAAUAAGCAGUAUGAUUAAUAAGAUAAGAAGAAUAUUAGUUUCAAUUAAAUUCCAUAAUUUAUUAAUUAGCCAUAAGCAUUUCUGCAGCCAAGUUAAUAAUUCAAUUAUUAGCAUCAGCAAUUGUAAAGCAUACAAUUUUUUUAACCUCUACAAACCAACAUAGCACAAAACUUUACAUAAAAUUAAAUUUAGUAUUUAUCUCAUUUGCAAUAAAAUCCAAUGCUUCCAUUAAGUUUCUAUCCUUAAUGUAGAGGUUAAAAUGCCUACGACUUUGGCUUCUAUAAUUAACACUCUUUCUACCAGCCACCUUUACAAUAUAACCAGCAAACCUAGAUUACUGAUCUUGAAUUAGCAUAGAUAGAACUUUAAAAAUACCAGUAUAUUUAAUAAUUAAUUAAUUGAUUUCAUACAAAUAGUAUCUAAUCUUUAUUGUUAUCAACUGAAUAAUAUUCUGAUUAAAAAUUUAUAUUUUUUUGUAUUUUUUGUUUUAACAAUUUUUUCAUUAAAUUCCAUUAUUUGUU